Molecule: messenger RNA, 3013 nt
Organism: Solanum pennellii
Lineage: Eukaryota; Viridiplantae; Streptophyta; Magnoliopsida; Solanales; Solanaceae
Product: filament-like plant protein 3
Exons: 4
Coding region: 594-2663 (689 amino acids)
Source: RefSeq, a predicted model, not a curated record
AUAAAAGUCAUUGUCUUCUUUUGAUGAAGAAACAAUGAAAGCAAAGUUAACUUUGUCUUCACUCAUUGCUAUAUGAGUAUACACAACCAAAAAGCUAUUUUUUCUUCACAGAUAAAUUAAAUCAUUUCUUGGGAUAAUUGUUUAGUACUGUGUUUCCUUUUUCAGUAUUCGAUGAAGAUUCUAUUAUGCUAAUUUUUGUGUGGAUAGGUUUACUUUGCAUGGAUGAUGUAUACAUAAAUUUUAUUUUUCUGGUAAGAAAGGCUUGACUUUUUUUUUCUUUUUUUUAUUGGAUUGGGGGAGGGGUAUCCUUUUUCUGGUGGGUCAUAAUAUUUUUCAGUUUUUGUGUGGGUUUAUCCUCAAGUUGGGUUUGAGUGUAAUGAUUGUUUAUGGGGAAUGGAUCUUAGUUUAUAAUUUGAAAUUGAAAUACCUCCAAUUUGAAAUAGUGUUAGGUAGUGACUGUGAGAUGUGAAUUGUAAUCAAAGGCAGCCCCCGUUUUUCAAUUGUUUAGGUAUAGGGCAAACCUUUGCUAUUUUGCUUAUUUAUUUCUUUGUUGAGCAAAACAAACAAACAAAAAGUGAGGAGGUAGAGUUUGGAUGGACCGGCGGAGUUGGUUGUGGCGGAGGAAAUCGAGUCCGAGUGGUGAAACUGAAAGCUCUGGCGGAUCCAUUUCAUCCCAUUUCUCAGAUGAUCAGGAACCUCUGAAUCACAACAUUCAGUCACCUGAAGUCACAUCUAAAACAGCUCCCACCAAUCAAGAACUUAAUGAAACUGUUAAGACUCUAUCAGCUAAAUUAUCAGAAGCUCUUGAGACUAUCCGCGAGAAGGAAGACUUGGUAAAGCAACAUGCAAAAGUAGCAGAGGAAGCUGUCUCAGGAUGGGAGACGGCUGAAGCAGAAGUAUUGAUCCAGAAAAGACUAGUUGAGACAGCAAAUCAAAAGAACUCAAUCCUUGAAGAGCGUAUCAGUCAUCUAGAUGGAGCACUUAAAGAGUGUCUGAGACAGCUCCGACAGUCGAGAGAAGAGCAAGAGCAGAAUGUCCAGGUCACUGUUGCCAAGACAAGUUCUGAAUGGGAGUCUAGAAAGUCUGAACUUGAAAAUAAGCUUGUUCAGCUCCAGGCUGAACUGCAAAAUUCUAAAUCCAAAGACAGCAACGUCAAAGAUCUUCAGUGUAAGCUUGAAUAUGUGGAGAAACAGAACUCAAAACUCAAGAUUGAGCUUGCUUCGAUAUCUGAGGAGCUCAAAUUAAUGACAUCUGAGAGAGACUUAAGCACACAUGCUGCUGAAACGGCCAGCAAACAACAGCUCGAGAGUAUCAAGAAGGUUGCUAACCUUGAAGCAGAAUGCCGUAUGCUUAAGGCAUUCGUUCGGAAAAAAUCAACAGUUAACCACCACAAGUCUAGCGCUUGUUCCUCUGCUUAUGUUGAACCUUCCACUCACAGUUUAUCAAAUACUGGAGAACAGUUGUCAAUAGUCGAAAAUGAUCGUCGCAACACGAGUGGUUUGGAGCCAAAUAAUAAUUACCAGAACAGUUCUAGCUUCUUGUCUUCUGCUUUAGUUUCUGAAUUGAGUCAAUAUAAUCAUGGAAAGCCACAUAAAAGAGACCUUAUAUCGUCGUCUCUAGAGAUAAAUCUGAUGGAUGAUUUUCUUGAUAUGGAGAAGCUUGCAGCACGUCCUGACAUCGUGUAUGGAAGAAGCAAUGGCAGAGGAGAACCCACUUUAAGAACUGAACUUGGAGCCGCGAUUAGUCAGGCAGCUGAAGUGGAGAAGUUGGCAAAGAUGGAGGUGGAGAAAUUGAAACUAGAGAUGGAAUUAACUCAGUGUCAGGGAGAGCUUACGAUAUGUAAAGAACAAUUAGAAGAAACUAUGGACAAUUUAAUUGAAGUAAGAACUCAGUUAUCUAUGGAAAAUGAUGCCAGGAGAAAACUGGAGGCUGAAUUCAAGGCUACUAUAACCAAGCUUAAAGACUUAACAGAACAUGCACAGAAAAUGGAGGCUGAGAUUAUCGAGCUCGAAACAAAGUUAUCUAUGGCAAAUGUAGAAAAGAGUAAGACCGAGGCAGAAGUCGAGUCUACCAAUACUAUGCUUAAGAAUUUAGUUGAACGCUUAGAAGAAGCACAGAUUGAUGUUGUCAAGCUCCAAGGUCAGCUCAUUACUGCUAAUGAAGCAAAAAGAGCUGCUGAGGCUGAAGUUGAGGCUAUGAAUGUGAAGCUUAAGAAAUUAGAAUUUUGCUUGGAUGAAACUGAAGUUAAGUGUUUAGGGAUUCAAACCCAACUAGAAAUGGUGGAAGGAAUGAAAUCUGGAGUUGAGGCUGAGCUUGAAGCUAUCAAUGCAAAGAAAUAUGUGUCAGAGUCACAACUUAAAGCGACUGAAUUGGAGCUUCAAACAUUGCUUUCUAAAGUUGAUUUUCUUCAAGAGGAGCUUUCCGAGGAAAAGGAUUUGCACCAAAAAACUGCUGCAAAGUUACAGAAACUAGAAAUUGAUAAUUCAGUGAUAAAAUCUGCAUCCCAGCUUCAGAAAGGAACUAUAUUCGGGGAAUUUACAAUCAAUAAGGAUAAAGAAAUGGCAAUAGCAGCUAGUCGAUUUGCAGAGUGCCAAAAAACAAUUGCUUCCAUUAAUUGGCAAUUGAAGUCCCUUGCUAUCAUGGAUGAUUUGUUGAUCGAGUAGAUGAGCUAUUACAGAUAUAAUGACAUGACAUCCUCUUUAGAAGUUGCUCUUUUCUGAAGGGAGGAUGAUUGUCAAAGAUAGGGUAUUAUGCUGUUGAAUUUAAGAUGGAAGAAUUGAAUAGCAGAAGAAGAAGUUGCAAAGCUGGAAUAGCAAAAUCUUUGGUGCCAUUUGGUAAGUGCUUAGACAUGAACUUAUUAGGUAGAACAAAAAAAAUAUAUAUAGUCAUGUGCUGUACUAGUGAGUGUUAUGUGCAUAUUUGAAGUACAAAGGUUCCAAAUUCAUUGUACACAAGUUCACGAGAAAAAGUAUGUGGCUAUUUAUCAUAAAAUUAAAAUGACUCAAGUCAUCCA